ACUCAGCAAUGGCUGCGCCCAUGUUUGGAAAAAAUGUAUUUUCAAAAUUAUUUUUCCCGUUUUACCGUCUAAAUCAAGCUACAAAAUGCUUGACAACGGCUAGAUCGCUAAGCAAACUGCCAGAGUUUGUGAAAAUCGUUGAAGUCGGCCCACGGGAUGGACUCCAGAAUGAGAAAUCUGUCGUGCCAACAGAUCUUAAAAUAGACUUUGUAAAUAAACUUUCCGAUACUGGACUGACAAGCAUCGAAGUGACUGCGUUUGUGUCACCGAAAUGGGUGCCGCAGAUGGCCGACCAUUCGCUGGUUUUGAACGGGAUAAGGAAGAAGCCGACUGUGACCUACGGUGCACUUGUGCCGAAUAUUCAGGGAUUUCAGUCAGCAGUGGCAGCAGGUGCUAUGGAGGUCGCAAUUUUUGGAGCAGCGUCGGAAUCAUUCACACGGAAGAAUAUAAAUUGUUCAAUUGAUGAGAGUUUGGAACGAUUCUCAGCCGUGACGGAAGCGGCGAAGAGGGCCAACAUACCAGUUAGAGGUUACGUUUCGUGUGUCCUAGGUUGUCCUUACGAAGGUCACAUCCAACCCGAAAAGGUCGCUCAAGUUGCGAGAAAGAUGUUCGACCUUGGAUGUUACGAGAUCUCGCUCGGUGACACAAUCGGUGUUGGGAACCCCGGCUCCAUGCAAGCAAUGCUGGCGGAGGUGAUUAAGGUCAUUCCGGUGGAGAAAUUGUCUGUGCACUGCCAUGACACCUAUGGGCAGGCUUUGGCGAAUAUCUAUGCAGCUCUUCAGAUGGGUGUUGCUGUUGUUGAUAGCUCAGUCGCAGGUCUUGGCGGCUGUCCAUACGCAGAUGGUGCGAGCGGCAAUGUCCCUACGGAAGACGUCCUUUACUUAUUACAUGGUCUUGGAAUAAAAACAGAUGUUGACCUUGAGAAGAUGAUAAAGGUCGGACACUUCAUAUCAUCCGCAUUAAAACGACCAAACUUCUCCAAAGUUGGUAUAGCAAGAGCAAAGUUAUGAUGUGGACUGUUUCAUUGUUUAUUUCUGUGUGACAAGAUACAGCUGUUUCUCAAAUAUUCCUUGGCGGGCCAUCUUGACCCAGAAGAUUUGAAACCCGCCGCUAACCAGCCUUGGACUAUGUUACAUCAGAGAAUUCCUCUGAAAGGUUGGGAUGCAGUUACACUGGUUAAUAGACUUACUACAUUUAAACUUAAGGAACCACAGUAUUUACCUUACGUUUGGUCUGGUGUGCCACCAGUUUGUCUGUAGAACUUGUAAUCAGUGUGGUGUCAGUUUCAUUUGUUAAUAA
Molecule: messenger RNA, 1299 nt
Organism: Lineus longissimus
Lineage: Eukaryota; Metazoa; Nemertea; Pilidiophora; Heteronemertea; Lineidae
Product: hydroxymethylglutaryl-CoA lyase, mitochondrial-like
Exons: 6
Coding region: 9-1010 (333 amino acids)
Biological process (GO): ketone body biosynthetic process; L-leucine catabolic process
Molecular function (GO): hydroxymethylglutaryl-CoA lyase activity
Source: RefSeq, a predicted model, not a curated record